Drosophila obscura is the source of this 460-nucleotide messenger RNA. RefSeq lists its product as uncharacterized. The transcript has 2 exons. Lineage: Eukaryota; Metazoa; Arthropoda; Insecta; Diptera; Drosophilidae. The record is from RefSeq and is a predicted model, not a curated record. The coding region runs from base 19 to 336 and encodes 105 amino acids.
UGUUAGCUGUCUGUCAUCAUGGUUAUCCUGCGCAGCAACCUCAUUCUGUUGUUGCUCGCAGUCGGAGCGAAUGCGUUGGUUCACUACCAAAAAUUUCCUGGCGAUGCUGAAGAAGAGUCCUGCGUACACCCUGAUGGUGCUAUUAAAAAGGGCGAAUACAUUCAGCACGCAGACUUUUGUGGCAUUAUAUACUGCAUGACCGCGGAUGGCGACACCCUGAUUCAUUAUUGCCAGCUGCCAGCCACGUUCAUGAAGUGCGACGAAACUGGCGUAAAAACGGAUGAAGAUUAUCCUGAUUGUUGUUGGAGAUGUGUCAAGUAUAAAAAAUGCGAAUAAACUCGCAUAUAGAUCUAUCUAUCUAUCUGUAUAUUAAGGGUAUAACAGCCAAAGCUGUAUAGCAACAUAAAUGAAUUAACAUUGGUGUGAAAAGUAGUUAAAACCCAUUGCUAAAAGCAUUCGA